CGACGACCGACACACAUCCUCAAGCCCAGCGACAAGCCGCAGUACCAUUAUGAGUGUGAGUCAUGCUUCUAUUAUGCUCAAUCGAUGUGCCAGGACGAUUUUGGGAUGUUUUGGAGGUGUGGGGUGGCUGGAUGGGAGUCUCGAGGUUUGGAUGACACCCUGGUCAGAGGUUUCAAGGGCGACGGAUUGAAGUGAAGCUGGGUGACAAGCUCUAGGGGAAUCAGGACGGGAUCAGGGCGAGACAAUGACCGGUUGUCUUGGGCGCAUUGUUCGGGCGUAUCGAACACUUGAUCGCGUUGCUGAAUGCUGCAUCCAACAGGACUCGAAUUUCACGCGUUUCGUCGAGGUUGGACGAGUUGUCCUCCUCAAGGCCGGCCCCUACAAUGGCAAGAUCGCCGUCAUCACGGAAGUGAUUGACCACAAUCGGGCAAUUGUCGAUGGCCCCACUACCGGCGUUCCCCGCCAUGCCUUUCCCUACCGCCACCUCACUCUCACUCCCUUGAAAGUCACCAAGCUCCCCCGCGCCGUACGGACUGGUGUCCUCAAGAAGUACCUUGAGAAGGAGGGUACCGUCGCCAAGUGGGAGAACUCGACGUGGGCAAAGAAGCGUGAAGCGGUGGAGAAGCGGAGAAAGAUUAACGACUUCCAGCGCUUCAACGUCAUGCUCCUCAAGAAGACCCGCCGGGACACCGUCCGCAAGCAGGUUGCCAAGGCUGGCAAGGCAUAGGCUCUUUUUGUUCGUGCUUACACUGGAGCUUGGGUUUGUAGGACAGGAAGGGGCGAGACGCGGGUGGAGGCAAAAACAUCGGACGGAUGUCCGGACGGCACGCCGCAUCACUGCACGUUACUCUUAUGCAUGGCAUUUUGUAGGCCCUAUGCACGCGUAUAUGUCACCAUUAUAGCAUGCAUCGCAUUACCGCUUUCUGGCUACUCUAAGUGUUAACUAGAUGGUACGUUGAA
Coniophora puteana RWD-64-598 SS2 is the source of this 960-nucleotide messenger RNA. RefSeq names its product 60S ribosomal protein L14. The coding region runs from base 245 to 727 and encodes 160 amino acids. Gene Ontology annotation, biological process: ribosomal large subunit biogenesis; translation. Gene Ontology annotation, molecular function: RNA binding; structural constituent of ribosome. Gene Ontology annotation, cellular component: cytosolic large ribosomal subunit; ribosome. The record is from RefSeq and is a predicted model, not a curated record. The transcript is spliced from 3 exons. Lineage: Eukaryota; Fungi; Basidiomycota; Agaricomycetes; Boletales; Coniophoraceae.